CCUAGAAAAUACAGAAGAAGGUUUUAUAUGAUGACUCCCUUAUCCCAUUAUUAUUUGACACUUUAUAGUAAACACCACUAAGCUCUAUAUAAAUAACUCCAAGCACUUGAUCAUAGUCACCCCAUUAAUUAUAUGCAUUGUUACCUAAAUCUCUCUCAAUCUCCUAAAAUGAUGAAGUCCAUUCUCUCAUUUCUUUUAAUGCUAACUACUUACUUCUCCACCUCAACCUAUGCAGCCAGAUUCGACAUAACAAACAGAUGCCCCUUCACCGUCUGGGCAGCUGCCGUGCCCGGCGGUGGAAGGCAGCUGAACUCGGGUCAAUCAUGGACCCUAGACGUGAACCAGGGCACGACAGGGGCUCGCAUAUGGGCUCGGACGGAUUGUAGAUUUGAUGGGGCUGGACGCGGCAGUUGCAAGACUGGCGACUGUGGCGGCACUCUACAAUGCCAAGGCUAUGGCCAGCCGCCCAACACGUUGGCCGAGUACGCGCUGAACCAAUAUAACAACUUGGAUUUCUUCGACAUCUCGCUGGUUGAUGGGUUCAAUGUCCCCAUGGAGUUUGGUCCCACGUCGCCGCAGUGCAGUCGGGGGAGCAAGUGCGCGGCAGCUAUAAACAGCGAAUGCCCAUCUCAGUUGAGAGCCAAUGGAGGCUGCAACAACCCAUGCACUGUCUUUAGAACCGAUCAGUUUUGCUGUAACUCUGGUAACUGUGGACCCACAGAUUAUUCGAGGUUCUUUAAGAAUCGAUGCCCUGAUGCUUAUAGUUACCCUAAGGAUGAUGCGACCAGCAUGUUUGCGUGCCCUGGAGGGACUAACUAUAAGGUUGUCUUCUGCCCUUGAAAUCAUAUAUCAUGGUCGCUAAAGUACACUAUUAGCUUAUUCUUAUAAUAAGCUAUAGCUCCAGCUAGUCCUGCAAACUUUGUUGUUAUGUAUGUUUACGAAGAAUAAAAGCUUAUAUAUGCUUACUUUUACUUUGCUGGCAUACUCAGUAGGGUGUGUUGAAGUUUGUAUGUGCCGCCCAAGCUUUAUGCAAUAACAAUAUAUAUAUAUGUUGUUUUAUUUGGUGACUAAAGAUAA
Messenger RNA from Humulus lupulus (European hop), 1077 nucleotides. Its product is annotated as protein P21-like. Bases 133 to 840 code for a protein of 235 amino acids. Gene Ontology annotation, biological process: defense response. Gene Ontology annotation, cellular component: extracellular region. NCBI's taxonomy places the organism in Eukaryota, Viridiplantae, Streptophyta, Magnoliopsida, Rosales, Cannabaceae. The transcript has a single exon. The record is from RefSeq and is a predicted model, not a curated record.